AUGGCGACUACUACCAAAAUGAGUCCUUUAAACCGAAAUUCCUACAGCGUAGCGAUCCUCUGCCCUUUGGAAGUAGAGCGGAGUGCCAUCAGAGGCAUGAUGGAUGAAGAACACGAGCAACUCCCUUCUGUGACCGGCGACUUCAAGAUUUAUACACUCGGACAGCUCUCUGGACACAAUGUUGUUGUUGCGUCUUUGCCAGUAGGCCACCAGGGCAAGGUUUCAGCAGCACACGUCGCAAACAGAAUUUCGGAAUCGUUUCCGUCGAUUAGUCUUCGCUUGCUUGUUGGUACAGCCGGCGGUAUUCCGAGUACAAGAAACAAUAUCAGGCUCGGGGAUGUUGUGAUUAGUAUUCCAUCUGGUGAUAAAAGCGGGGUUGUUGAAUACGACCUAGGGAAGAGCACAAUUACAGGAUUUCAGAGAAAGGGUUACUUGUAUCCUCCGCCAACUGAAUGGUUAACAGUGCUGCCCCAGAUGCAAUCCGAUCACAGGCUUCAUGGCUCAAAUGUUACCCAGUUCAUUAGCGAAAUGCUGGAUAGAUAUCCACAAAUGUCUGAAUACUCACGACCGCCAGAUUCAACAGACCUUUUGUUCAAUUCAAAUUACCAUCAUGAAUCCCGGGAAAUCACUUGCAAAGACUGCGGUAAAUAUCAGACUGUUGAACGUCCUACACGUGAAGAAUCCAAUGUUCCCCAGCUACACUAUGGUCUCAUUGCCUCAGGAGAUCAAGUCAUAAAAAAUGCAUCCGAACGAGAAAAAAUUAGCGAAUCUCUUGAUGACGCACUAUGUUUUGAAAUGGAAGCUGCUGGCCUAAUGAACGAGUUUAGGUGUAUCGUUAUUAGGGGGAUAUCCAACUACGCCGAUUCACAUAAGAACGACCUAUGGCAGCGUUAUGCCGCCGCCGCUGCCGCCGGUGUCGCGAAAGAAUUGCUUGGAUAUAAAAAUCCCGCAAUAGGUACGCAGAAAUUUAUAGAAAGUGCUUUUGAAUGGGAGCUCCUGGUUUGA
Messenger RNA from Talaromyces rugulosus, 1005 nucleotides. RefSeq lists its product as uncharacterized. The record is from RefSeq and is a predicted model, not a curated record. NCBI's taxonomy places the organism in Eukaryota, Fungi, Ascomycota, Eurotiomycetes, Eurotiales, Trichocomaceae. The transcript has a single exon. Gene Ontology annotation, biological process: nucleoside metabolic process. Gene Ontology annotation, molecular function: catalytic activity. The coding region runs from base 1 to 1005 and encodes 334 amino acids.